UCUCCAAAAAAAAAAAAAAAGCCCAUUGUGAAUAGUAACUCCCUAUUCAAAUUGAAUUUCCAUAUGCUGGGUUCCACUUUCAGUUAAAGUGUGUGAGUGUGAGGGAUGUAUUUCAAUAACCAACAAGAGUACUUGAAGAUUCCUACAUGUGUGUCAGGUUUAUAAUGGAAAUGCCAAUACUCUUAUAAUGCUUUUUAAACAAAAUACCAAGCCCCUGCUCCAGCCACGGGCAUUGGCUGACUGCCUCCAGCUGUGUGAGGCCCUGGGCGGGGCCCUGGGCGUCUGUGAGCGCGAUGGAGUGCCCUGGCGGGACGGCCGUCUGCUCUGCAUGGCUUGUCGCAUCCUCAUGACACCAAUGUGAAGCAGUUGGUGGUCCCAUUGCACAGAUGUGGAAAUAAAGGCUCCAGUUCAUGUACAGCAAUGAAUAAUCCAGAAAAUGCUCAAUACCAUAAAGCCCACAUUCUAAUGAGGAGAUGAACCAUAAGUCAGUAAAUGAGUAAGCCCACACUGGGCUGGGCGGGGGAUUGUGAUGUAAUUCCCAACCCUGGUCCCCAUGAUAAAGGAAUCUUAGGGACAUGGUCCCUGCCCUUGGGGAAUGGCAUUGUGUCCCAUAGUGGGGACCACUGGGCAGCAUGGGGCAGUGUGAAAUGGUGUGGGCCACUGACAGGGGAAGUACAGGUCAUCAUGUGCUGGGAAACUUGGGAAAGGCUGGAAAUAGGAAGUGGAGUUUCAGCUACACCUUAAAUUGCCAUAGGUCCUUGCCCAUCUCUUUUUGGAAAUGCUGAGAAAUGGAAUUUUCUUGUCCCACUGCCCAGUUCUUUGGGCAGAUUUUUUUUUAAAUUUUCUUUUCCUCCUUCCUCUCUUCCCCUCUUCUCUUCUCCUUUCCGUCCUUCCUCACCUUCUUACCUCCUUCCUCACCUUCUUACCUCCUUCCUCCCCCUCCCUUCCGCCUUUUCAUCCUGAAAUUGAAGCAUCAGCAGGAACCAUAACUAUGUGCGAAGAGCCAUGUGCACAUGAGUGUUAGGGCCACUGUCCCCCCAAAGCCCACAUGGAACUUUCUCCAGGUGCUUGUGUGGUCUGAGCAUCAGCCGUGGUGGCUAGAACAAAGAUGGGGGGAGGGUUGUUCUGUUGGUCUUCCUGGGGACACCUUGACUCCAUCAGACCCACAGUCAGCAAUAAUCCAAUGGCACCUAAUCCUUCCAGUCCCACCCAGACCAAGGAUCAUUAUACCCACUCCAAGGAUUAGGAAAUGGGCUUGGAUUAAAUGAUACGUGCAUUGUCUGUGGUUAGUGAGUGGCUGGACAGGGGCUGGACUUUGGACCCUGAGUUUUUAGUGAUGACUCCAGGCUGCCAGCCAGUGGCUCACAAGGCUGGCAAGUGUGUGUAAUCACCCCUGUCCCAGAGGAAAAUGAAAACCACUGGAAAUCUGGCAUCUGCAUAGAAAGUGGACAUGCAUGCAGGUCCAUGUGCACACAUCGUCAGUCGGGUCCCAGGACCAGCAGCGGUUGCAUCACUAGGAUCUUGUUAGAAAUGCAGAUGCCCAGAGCGGGGGCGGGGCACACCAGCUCCAGCUAACACACCCUCUGGGGAUUUCUGAUGCCACUCAAGGUUGAGAAGCGCUGAUUUGGGCCAAAAAAGAGAGCGUCUUCUACUUGAGGGAUGAAGCCACAAAGACAAGAAGAGGUCUGCUCCCUCCCUUGGGUGUGAGGGGACCACCUGUCGCCAGUUACACCCCAAUAGGACCCUUUGGCUCGAGGACGCAAGUGGUCUGUUUCUCGGCUCUGUGCUCUGGACUAGGCUACCUGAACCCAGACCCCAGCAGGACACUCGGCCGGUGCCCUCGGGAGCGCAGCAGGCAGCGAGCAUCUGGAAGAGUUGGGGAUGCACAGGGUCCGGGACAGUGAGGUGCUUGGGAGAGUGAGCACGUCAGGCUGAGACCUGCAGUGUGGGUGUGAGGAGGGCACAGCGCCCCAGGCAGGGAGAAGUCACAGCAAAGGCCCCAGGGCAGGGGAGCUCACCAGACGUGGCCUGGCCAGCAGGGAGAGGCAGGUCACUGGGACUUUGGUGGCCACUUUUUGAGCACCUUCUGCAUGUGGUGGGGCACCUGGGGGACACUGUGUUUGGGGCUCCGUUCUGAUCUGCUGGACUCAGGCCACCUGUCAGUCCUGGAAAGAUAGGGACACGUGGCUUAUCUCACGGGCCACCCAGGGGCACCUGGGUGCUGUCCAUCCUGGGGCUGGCCUGCCCCUCUCCACCUUCCUCAGCUCUGCCUUCCUGCUUGGUAUAAAAUGGUGCAGGAUGUCAUGCUGGGCUGGGAGGUUGUGAGGGCCUGUUUGAAGUCGGGCAGUCACUCUCUCUGAAAGAAGUGUCCUGGUGCCCUGGCUGCUGUGGGAGCAGGUGAAGCAAUGAGAUGAAUGCCAAGGCGAAGUGUCCAGCGUGGUUCCAGCCCUUCCUGCUUCGUCCUGGCUGGGGCCUUGGUCAACUGCUUGGACCAGCAUGUUCGGAAGUCCCCCGAGAGCGUUGCGUUGAUCUGGGAGCGCGAUGAGCCUGGAACGGAAGUGAGGAUCACCUACAGGGAACUGCUGGAGACCACGUGCCGCCUGGCCAACACGCUGAAGAGGCAUGGAGUCUGCCGUGGGGACUGUGUUGCCAUCUACAUGCCCGUGUCCCCACUGGCUGUGGCAGCAAUGCUGGCCUGUGCCAGGAUCGGAGCUGUCCACACAGUCAUCUUUGCUGGCUUCAGUGCGGCGUCCUUGGCUGGGAGGAUCAAUGAUGCCAAGUGCAAGGUGGUUAUCACCUUCAACCAAGGACUCCGGGGUGGGCGCGUGAUGGAGCUGAAGAAAAUAGUGGAUGAGGCUGUGAAGCACUGCCCCACCGUGCAGCGUGUCCUGGUGGCUCACAGGACAGACAACAAGGUCCACAUGGGGGAUCUGGACGUCCCGCUGGAGCAGGAAAUGGCCAAGGAGGACCCUGUAUGCGCCCCAGAGAGCAUGGGCAGCGAGGACGUGCUCUUCAUGCUGUACACCUCAGGGAGCACUGGAAUGCCCAAGGGCAUCGUCCAUACCCAGGCAGGCUACCUGCUCUAUGCCGCCCUGACCCACAAGCUUGUGUUCGACCACCGGCCAGGUGACAUCUUCGGCUGUGUGGCUGACAUUGGCUGGAUUACAGGACACAGCUACGUGGUGUAUGGGCCUCUCUGCAAUGGAGCCACCAGUGUCCUUUUUGAGAGCACCCCAGUUUACCCCAAUGCUGGUCGGUACUGGGAGACAGUAGAGAGGUUGAAGAUCAAUCAGUUCUAUGGCGCUCCAACGGCUGUCCGGCUGUUGCUGAAAUACGGUGAUGCUUGGGUGAAGAAGUACGAUCGCUCCUCCCUGCGGACCCUGGGGUCAGUGGGAGAGCCCAUCAACUGUGAGGCCUGGGAGUGGCUUCACAGGGUGGUGGGGGACAGCAGGUGCACGCUGGUGGACACCUGGUGGCAGACAGAAACGGGUGGCAUCUGCAUCGCACCACGGCCCUCGGAAGAAGGGGCGGAAAUCCUCCCUGGCAUGGCGAUGAGGCCCUUCUUUGGCAUCGUCCCCGUCCUCAUGGAUGAGAAGGGCAGCGUCGUGGAGGGCAGCAACGUCUCCGGGGCCCUGUGCAUCUCUCAGGCCUGGCCGGGCAUGGCCAGGACCAUCUAUGGCGACCACCAGCGAUUUGUGGACGCCUACUUCAAGGCCUACCCAGGCUAUUACUUCACUGGAGACGGGGCUCACCGAACUGAGGGCGGCUAUUACCAGAUCACAGGGCGGAUGGAUGAUGUCAUCAACAUCAGUGGCCACCGGCUGGGGACCGCAGAGAUUGAGGACGCCAUCGCCGACCACCCUGCAGUGCCGGAAAGUGCUGUCAUUGGCUACCCCCACGACAUCAAAGGAGAAGCUGCCUUUGCCUUCAUUGUGGUGAAAGAUAGUGCAGGUGACUCAGAUGUGGUGGUGCAGGAGCUUAAGUCCAUGGUGGCCACCAAGAUUGCCAAAUAUGCUGUGCCUGAUGAGAUCCUGGUGGUGAAACGUCUUCCAAAAACCAGGUCUGGGAAGGUCAUGCGGCGGCUCCUGAGGAAGAUCAUCACUAGUGAGGCCCAGGAGCUGGGGGACACUACCACCCUGGAGGACCCCAGCAUCAUCACAGAGAUCCUGAGUGCCUACCAGAAGUGCAAGGACAAGCAGGCUGCCGCUAAGUGAGCUGGCGCUUUGAGGGGCUCUUAGGAAGGGCGGGCACCCAGGCCCUGCCUUGUCCUUCCCAGAGGGUACCCCUGAGGUUGGCAUCUUCUUAAGUCCCAGAAGCAGCCCCCACCCCACACAUGACCCACACCGCCCUCACGUGAAGCUGGGCUGAGAGCCCUUUCUCCCAUCCAUUGGAGGUCCCAGGAGUAUCACCCGUGGAGAGGCUAUGCAACAUGCUAGGGUUGGCUCUGUCAUCCUGAGUUUGGUCUCCUGGAAUGAAAAGGCAUUGCCAUCUCCAUUUCUUUGCCCUCUUGAGCCAGCACAGGAAGGUGAGGCCCUGGGAUAGUGCGCCUGCUCAGAUAACACAGAGCUAGUUAGCUAGUAGCAACCAUGUUUUCUCCAGAUGUGUCUAGAUACAAAGGGCAGAAAUCGUAUUUUUAUACUUUUGUAUUGUGGAAGAACAGCAUACAACACUCACAUGUAGUGUGUGGAUUUACUUGAACAUGUUCUUUUUAACAUAUAGUUAUGAAAAUCUCCUUUUUUGCCUCUACUGGUGGGAAACAUGAGGAUCAGAGGCCACAUUUUUAAUUAUUGUUAGUGUAUUUGGAAGUCUGAAUUGGAGAUGUUUGUACCUCUGUCUAAACAGCUCCCUUGAGAACUUCCAAGCCUCCAGCAUCCUUUCCUGGUGACUGUUUCUCCUGUGCUUGGUUGUGUAUAGCGGAGCUAACUCCUAAGUGAUGGGGUGAAUGUGGCCACCUUAGUUCUGAAGCUGCUCCAAUCAUGUUCUGUUUCUUCAAGCUGUGAUCCAGAAAGAUUUUUGUGCCCCCAGAUGCCUCUUGAUAGGAGAGGCAACACUCUCCAAAUAGGUGGGCUCUUCAGGGAAGCUAUUAGAAACUCAGGUGACUUGUUAGAGCACUAACUUGGUCAGAGCCAAGUCCUGGUAAACGCUGCCUGACUUUCGCUCUGUGGUUGGGGCGGUGAGAACCACUGAGGUCCACUGAUGAGACUUGGAGAUCUGAAUCCGGUCUCUCUCUGUUUUAAUGUGACUUAGGUGCUGUCAACAUUAGCAAGAUAAUGGAAAUCAUGCCACCAGUGGGUGCUUACCUCCCAGCUAGGCACACAGGAGCUGGUGGUUGGCAGGGGAAGGAGGCCCAGUGAGCCGGGUCCCUUAGGUCAGGGAGAGUGUAUCCUCUUUGCCGCACAGUCUACCCCUGAGGGCCUUGUGGCAGUGCCGGUGUUGGGGGGGUGUCUGGGCUACUGAGUACCCACUCGGCCAUGGCGGUGCUGGCCUCUUGGGUGAGUGAGCCUGUGAUGCCCAGGAGGUGGUGUUGGCUGCAGCGCACACAAAUACUGAGUGGUGCUCUUUUGUUACAGACUUAGCAACAAAGGUCUGUGCCCUGGGCAUGGGGGGCUGUAGUGUAGCUAUGGCUGUGCAUUUGUGAAAUGGCUUAGCUUUCCAUGUUGCUGAGAGGAAUCUGGACAUGGUCCCGGGCAUCUGAAUGAUCUGUAGGGGAGGGAGUUCAAAUAAAGCUUUAUUUUGUUCAUUUU
Messenger RNA from Cercocebus atys (sooty mangabey), 5744 nucleotides. It is a transcript of the gene ACSS1, whose product is annotated as acyl-CoA synthetase short-chain family member 1. The record is from RefSeq and is a predicted model, not a curated record. Gene Ontology annotation, molecular function: AMP binding; acetyl-CoA synthetase activity. The transcript is spliced from 14 exons. Bases 2415 to 4214 code for a protein of 599 amino acids. Lineage: Eukaryota; Metazoa; Chordata; Mammalia; Primates; Cercopithecidae. Gene Ontology annotation, cellular component: mitochondrion.